This is a messenger RNA of Scophthalmus maximus (turbot), 5471 nucleotides long. It is a transcript of the gene gtf3c2, whose product is annotated as general transcription factor IIIC, polypeptide 2, beta. Lineage: Eukaryota; Metazoa; Chordata; Actinopteri; Pleuronectiformes; Scophthalmidae. Gene Ontology annotation, molecular function: protein binding. The record is from RefSeq and is a predicted model, not a curated record. The coding region runs from base 462 to 3431 and encodes 989 amino acids. Gene Ontology annotation, biological process: transcription by RNA polymerase III. Gene Ontology annotation, cellular component: transcription factor TFIIIC complex. The transcript has 20 exons.
ACGGUGGAAGUCGACCGCAGCAGACGGCCUGUCGUUCCGCGCGGUGCCGGUGGGGGGCGCUGCGGAGCGCCAUGCCUCGCACGGUAACAUGGCGGUCUGAUGGAAGCGGAAUGUCACUUUCAGCGGAACCGAACCGCCGCAAACGUGUCGGGUGACGCUCUCGGCUCCCCGCCGGCAACCGAAUUGCGACCGCACGCGUGUGUCGGUUAUGCGUCCGCGGCCGCGUUGAUCCUCUGACGGCGUCGCUGCCGCUCGUGGAGUCGGGGAGUCGAUACCGAGUGGCCGGAGUCGCUUUAGCCUUCCGGUGUCCUGCGGUACGGGGGUUCCGCCAGCGUCCGCCACCGGGGAGAAGGAGCCCCGGAGCCCCGCGCGCAGCAUCAAAGCCAGAGUGAGAGGAAAACCUGCUCUACACAUGAGGAGGCAUCCGACGGGACAGUGACAGCACCGGACCGCCAGAGCUUAUGGAUCCCACUGACUCUGGACAAGGGCAAGAGAAGCCGUCAGAGCAAGAUCGGGAUUUAAGGGUCACCUCGAGAGGACGACAGCGGAAGAAAAAUCCCAAAUAUUCAGAUUAUGAAACUGUCCGCACGUCCCCUCGGCAAACGUCGCCUCGAAAGAGCUCACGGCGAGCAGGAAGAACGCCGCCUAAAACGACUCCGGCGAAGAUCGUAGAAGCUAAAGAUGCCACACAGCAGGCUGCGAACGGAGAAAAAGAAGGAGCGGACAAAACGGCUCAAGAGUCCGAUGGAGACGCCUCAGAGGAAACUCCUACAAAAAAGUCAGCGAGAGCGAGGAGGACCCCGUCAAAAAAGACUCCCGCCAGAAAAACUCCCGCCAAAAAAACGCCUGUCAGAAAAACUGCCAGGGCCAACGGGAGCCUCGGGACUGGAGAGGACGGAGUUGUAGAUGCCGUGCCGCCGGAAAUCGAGACGCCAAAGCCGAAGAGAAAGUAUGUGAAGAAGCAGCCUGCACAGAAAUCAGCAGCACCGGUAACGGAACCUCCGCCGUGUGUGGAGGCUGAACCCGAGGAGCAGAUCGAACCGGGCGGCCGCCGCAGGAGAAGUGCAGCUAAAGCGGCGUUGAAGUACCUCCAGAUUUUGGCAAAAGAGGUUCUCGACUAUCCCAACGACGAGACCCGGACGGGUGCCGACAGCAAAGACUCCCAAAAAAAUCCCAAAGGAGGCAAAGAGCGUAAAGGUCGAAAAAGGAAACGUCCCGAUGACAGCGAUGCUGAAGGGGACGAAGACUUUGUGCCGGGCGUCGAAGAAGUCGAUGAUGAGGAGAGGGAAGAGGAGGAAGAGGAAGAAGAAGAAGCAAAAGAAUCAGAGGACUCCGAUUUGGACUUUGACUUCAGGAAGGGCGGACGAAGUGCAGCAGUUUUUCAAAAGACUGGCUCCAAUGUCAUUGCCCCGAACGGACUCACCAUGAACAACAUGAGAGCUGUUUGGAACUGCUUCGAGGCGACCAAGAAAUUCCGCGAGGAGCACUACAGCAGCUGGGUGUUCCCGGAGUGGGUCCCCUCCACCGCUCAAUGGCAACUUGUACCACAAAGUGAUUUGGACAAAUACCUGCCGCAGGAACUUUGUUCAGCCGCUUUCAAAGUGUCCAGAGAAGGACUCGGCAAGGAGGAGACGCCGCUGCAAAGUCUCAACAGGUUUACAGCAGCGCCUGCUCACCCGCAACGCUGGGACACAGUGUUUUUUACCGGGGGGCCGGUCUGGGCCAUGGAGUGGUGUCCGACGCCGGACGGUGCCCCGGCCACGCAGUACAUCGCUAUGGCGUGUCACCGAGGCAUGGAUGAGCAGCACUACGUUGACAAGACGUACACCGGAACUGGACUGGUUCAGCUGUGGGACGUGGGCAAGCUGGAGUACAACAGCAGCCCGGACGCCCAGCCGGCCUUCGCCUACGGCUUGGCUCAGGACAAAGGCUUCAUCUGGAAUCUGAAGUGGUGUCCCGCCGGAGGCUGGGAGCUCCCCAGCUGCAGCAGAAAUGCCCCUUUCCUGCCCAGACUGGGUCUCCUGGCCGUUGCCACCUCCAACAGCGUGGUCACCAUCUACAGCCUGCCCCACCCGGAUGCUCUGCGCUCCAAGGAGAAGCUCCCAGACGCUGGAAAGGAUAGCCAACAGCUGCCGAUAUACAAGGCAGAAGGAGUGUUGACGCUGAAGCUGGGCUCCUUCAGAGCCCCUCACCAUGAGAAGAGUGGACAAGUCCUGUCCAUGGACUGGCUGCCGGAAAAACCUCAUAAUGUAAUAGCUAUUGGAUUCUACGAUGGUGUUGUAGGAUUUUGGGAUUUGACCACAAAGUCUUCGUUGCUGCGGGUGCGGGAGUUGGACAGAAUGCUCAGCCUGCUGCCCUAUCGGUGCUUACGAGCCCACGACCAUGCUGUCCGGGCCCUGGCCUUCUGUCCCGCCUCCAGGUACCUGUUGACGACGGCGGGAGAAGACCGCUACGUGAAGACGUGGGACCUGAGGAGGCUCGACGAUCCACUCACGGUUCAGAAACGCUACCUGACCAACGAAAUCUAUUGGCCGCUGCACGGACCGGGUGUCAUCAUGGCCCAGGAUGCGGGUUUUGUGCCGAAGGGUUCACACGGAGUUCAUUACUUUGACCAUUUCGUGAACUCCAUCUUCGCAGUUCCUCGCUGUGGCUCUUUGUGGUCCAUUUCUUACACCGAUUGGUUGAACAGCGUGGUGACGGCAGACAGUCUCGGUGAGGUCAUCUUCGCCCUGUUACCUCCCAUCGAUUGCGUUCCUCCGUGCUUCAAGCGCUCGAUAGACAGACGAUUCCCAGUCUAUUUCACAUCUCUGGAGCCUAAUGCUACAACUGAAGAAGAAAGCCAGGAGAUGGGAGGAGUGGAGGAGGAGGAGGAGGAGGAGGAGGAAGAGGAUGGAGAUGCUGCUGAGGAGCAGGAAGGAGGAGAGGCAGAAGAACAGGACUCUGGAUCUGAAGGAGGGGAAGAGAACGAUGAUGAGAGCGGAAGAGAAGGACGACGACCACGACGACGAGGGCGAAACAAUAAACGUCCCCCUCUGCGCUUCCAGACGUACAAAGAGGCCGUGAAGAAAUACUGCCUUCACCACACAGACACCGACAUGGCCACCUUCGCAAAAAAAGAGAAGCGAGCGCUCUGGAAACUGAUGAAAGACACAGAAAUGAAGACACACAUGAACCUGGAUGACAUGCCACUGGCUGCACUGCACAAGGUGCGUCUCAGCCCCAACAUGAGCAGCCACACCUGGCUGGCAUCCGCAGGCCAGACGGGGCUGGUCAGGCUGAACUGUCUGAGGACCAUGAUCGGCUCCCAGGUCAAGGACAUGAUCAGCGAGAACCAGGCCCAGUUCGACGCGCUGUACUCGCCCAAAGACCCGGAGGCGGCGGCGGCGGAGGCGGCGGAGUCCGAAGUCCAAAGUGCGACGGAGGAGCUAUAGCGAAGAGCGAAACUCGGGAAUCAGAAGGUGGAUCACACUGUCACAACACUAGAGUCACGGAGACAAAAUCAAUUUUUAAUUAGCACAGUCAAGUUUACAUUUACUGUUUUAUCAUUUUUGGGUUUAAUCGUGUUUCUUUGCGACUUUGAAUUUAAGUCGGAAGCACGAAGCGAUUAGCUGGAUUCGAGCAACAGUUCAAUAACAGUCUCUCUGAAGCUUUUUUCCCCUCUUUGGAAUUCUGCCUGAAAGUGUCAUGGAAAAGGUCUUUCACUUCUUUUACACCGACACACCAGAUUAUGAUCACAAGUGGAAACGGUGACGGUAUAUAUAUAUUUUUUGAAUCCAGGAGUGGCUGGCAGUGCCCUUGCCUUAAAGCAUCAUCACUUUACACCUAUGUAUCAUUCAUUCCAAGUGGAUCAAGUCAAAAGUCUCUGAUUUACCAUAAAACAGUGAAUCCAAGGUAAUAAUUAUGUAUAUUAUCAUCAGGUUUUUUUUACCGUCAUAAAAUCAACUCUCAGGAAAAAUGAUAAGAUCCUGCUGAUGAUAAAAUUCAUAAAUGAGUAUACACACGUUGAAGAAUGUUUUGGAGGGAGGAUUUUUACAACUUAAGGGAAAAUUGCAGUUGUUGUGUUUUUGUUUGUUUUUUCUCCAACCGAAUGUUUUUCCUUAGCUACAGAGUUUGUUAAAAAACAGUGUUUGGAUACAGUUGGUUAGAAUAGCCCCAAAAAAUCUAUGUCACCCUCUCAACUGGAGGCAGUGUGCCGACGUUAACCCCUUCGUCGCUGCCGCUGCUUAUUAAAAAAAAUUCAUACAGGUGAUUUUAUUUAUCCUGGAAAAACAACUAUUUGUGUUUUGUAGCAAGUUCCUCACGGCUUUGAUUUCUACGUUUGGUACAGCCGAGUCCACCGGCCCCUCCCUAGGCCCCUCUCUAGGCACCUCCCUAACUGACCUAACAUGCAAGACAUUCACUCCUCCGUAGUGGCAGUGAUCACAACACACAAACCCACUGAUAACUGCUGUGUUCAAAGCUUAACAAGACCAACAAACUCUUAUAUACAGCUACAGCUACGUACUGACCCCUCCCCACAGUCUUUCCAACUUCUCGUGAGUCUUGUCUUCUCCUUGUCUUUUACGUGACACACCAUGUAGCCACGCCUCUGUCUGAAUAUGAAUAUGAGGUUGUAGUUACGCUUCUUUGGGGGUGGGGGGUCCUGUCUGUUAAUAAUCCGCCGCACAUUCCAUUGCGAUUUAUGUGAAUUUAAGUUUUGAGAUUUCCAUCAGUGUACAGAAUGUCCGAGUGGAUAAAACUCACUUGCGCUUAGUGUCGUUUCCAGACUCUUAGGACUGUUUUGACAACAGAACCUUAAAAAUCCACUUUCUGAUUCUGCUCUCCGACCUUCACAAUCUUUUUUCCCCCACCUCAAUGUUGCUGAUUCAAAACUGCGAACUGCAGUUUGUUUGUUUUCUGCAACAACCCGGGAAAAAUUGGAGGAGAUCGUUGAGAAGAGUUUUUGCCGCUGUAUUUUUGUAACUGAUUGUUUUUUUUUCAACAACUCAGGCUGUAACUGGGUGGGAAUACUUGAAUAUUUUUUUAUGGUACAACUCUGGAUGUAAUGUCUGUAAAAGGGCAAUUUUUUUAGGUCUGUUGAAUUUAUUCCUGUUGUUAAUUCUUAUAAUUCGAAGGUUUUCGAUUCAAAUAGCAGCUGCAGUCAGGGGAUAUUACAUAAUUUUUUUUGUGUCUAUUAAAAGUUUUUUAUUUCUUAAAUAUUUACAGACACAAACAUGUUUUAGUCUUCAGUUCACUCUGGGGUUUGAAAACAUGCUUAUUUUUCUAAUUAUUUACAAAUCAAAUUGACAGUUAUUGAAUGAUGUUUCAUAAAACACCGUGAUAAUUAUUGUCGGCCAAUAAUCACUGGCAAUAACUAUCGUUCAUUUGUAAUUCAUAAAACCAUCAAGCUGUACAGGACCUGUGCUUAUUCUGUUUUGCUCUGUUAUUUUUCUUUUGUGUAAUUAAAAUAUUUGAAUAAAUAAUGAAGAAGA